CCGGGCCGAGGGGCGGGCCGCCGGUCUCAGGGCAGGCGCGGGCAGGGAGCUGAGCCUCCAGUCCUCGGAGCGUCCCGCGUCCCCGGCCUCGAGUCCCACGCUCCGCCGCCGCCGCCGAGCCAUGCCCGCCGUAGACAAGCUCCUGCUGGAGGAGGCGCUGCAGGACAGCCCCCAGACGCGCUCCUUGCUGAGUGUAUUUGAAGAAGAUGCUGGCACCCUCACAGACUACACCAACCAGCUGCUGCAGGCCAUGCAACGUGUCUAUGGAGCACAGAACGAAAUGUGCCUGGCCACUCAGCAGCUCUCGAAGCAGCUACUAGCAUAUGAAAAACAGAAUUUUGCUCUGGGCAAAGGUGAUGAAGAGGUCAUUUCUACACUACAUUAUUUUUCCAAAGUGAUGGAUGAGCUCAAUGGUCUCCACACAGAGCUGGCCAAGCAGCUGGCAGACACUAUGGUUCUUCCUGUCAUACAGUUUCGCGAAAAGGACCUCACAGAAGUCAGCACUUUGAAGGAUCUCUUUGGGCUUGCCAGCACUGAGCAUGACCUUUCAAUGGCAAAAUACAGCAGGCUCCCUAAGAAGAAGGAGAACGAGCGGGUGAAGACUGAAGUCGGGAAAGAGGUGGCGUCUGCGCGACGGAAGCAGCACCUGUCAUCCCUCCAGUACUACUGUGCACUCAACGCGCUGCAGUACCGCAAGCGGAUGGCCAUGAUGGAACCCUUGAUAGGCUUUGCCCAUGGACAGAUUAACUUCUUCAAGAGAGGAGCAGAGAUGUUCUCCAAAAGUAUGGACGGUUUCUUGUCAUCCGUUACAGGCAUGGUUCAGAGCAUUCAGGUGGAACUGGAAGCUGAGGCAGACAAGAUGCGCGUGUCCCAGCAGGAGCUGCUUUCGGUCGAUGAAUCUGUUUACACUCCGGACAGUGAUGUGGCCACACCACAAAUCAACAGGAACCUCAUCCAGAAGGCUGGCUACCUCAAUCUCAGAAACAAGACAGGACUGGUCACCACCACCUGGGAGAGGCUGUACUUCUUCACGCAAGGCGGGAACCUCAUGUGCCAGCCCAGGGGAGCCGUGGCCGGAGGCCUGAUUCAGGACCUGGACAACAGUUCUGUGAUGGCCGUGGACUGCGAGGACCGGCGGUACUGCUUCCAGAUCUCCACGCCCAGCGGCAAGCCGGGGAUAAUUCUCCAAGCAGAGAGCAGAAAGGAAUACGAAGAGUGGAUAUGUGCGGUCAACAACAUCUCAAGGCAGAUCUACCUGACGGACAACCCAGAGGCCGUAGCCAUCAAGCUGAACCAGACGGCUCUUCAGGCGGUGACUCCAAUUACAAGCUUUGGGAAAAAACAAGAAAGCUCUUGCUCCAGUCAAAACAUGAAAAAUUCAGACACAGAAAAUGACAAGACUGUUCCCCAAGCAGCAGGCAGCGCUCCUGACACAGAGGAACUGAUUGCACCAGGGACACCCAUUCAGUUUGAUAUUGUACUUCCUGCAUCAGAAUUCCUCGAUCAGAACAGGGGCAGCAGGCGCACCAACCCUUUCGGUGAGACGGAGGACGCGUCCUUCCCUGAAGCAGAAGAUUCUCUUCUACAGCAGAUGUUCAUCGUUCGGUUUUUGGGAUCAAUGGCAGUUAAGACAGAUCACACUACCGAAGUGAUUUAUGAAGCAAUGAGACAAGUCCUGGCUGCUCGGGCUAUCCACAACAUCUUCCGCAUGACAGAGUCCCAUCUGAUGGUUACCAGUCAAACUCUGAGGUUGAUAGACCCUCAAACUCAAGUGUCAAGAGCCUGCUUUGAACUUACCAGUGUCACACAGUUUGCUGCUCAUCAAGAAAACAAGAGACUGGUUGGCUUUGUCAUCCGAGUGCCGGAGUCCACCGGAGAAGAGUCCCUGAGCACAUACAUUUUUGAAAGCAACUCAGAAGGCGAAAAGAUAUGUUAUGCUAUCAAUUUGGGGAAAGAAAUUAUUGAGGUCCAAAAGGACCCAGAAGCACUGGCUCAACUAAUGCUGUCUGUACCACUAACCAAUGAUGGAAAGUAUGUACUGUUAAACGACCAACCCGAUGGCACUGGCGGAAGCCCAGGUGACAGCAGAGGCGCAGAAUCGGAAGCAUAACUCCCUGGGGCAUCUGGGGUCAGAGCACUUGGGAAGGAGAGCUACCUCCUUAAGGGUUUUCAACCUCUCUGACGUGCAGGCACACUGACCUGAUUUCAGAAUGCUGACAGUCACAUGUGGAAUGUAGCCUUGGAUGCCCUGACACAGAAACUUGGGAGGGAAGCAGUAAGAAAUGGGUGGCGUCAUGCUUACCCACCUACAAAUGCUAUUUUAGGUGCUCUGUGGUAAGUCUUCGUUCCAGACUGUGCUGUUGGGUACCCAGCAUGAGAACUAUAAAAAUGCAGUGUUCACUUUACAUGGAUGGGAUCACUUCCGUUUCUACGAUCCUUUUCUAAAAAAGACAAAGUCCUGGAUCUACAACAUUAAAUACUAAACAGUUCCUAUUAAUAUGGUCUAUUUUUGUAUCUUACAUAGUUGUAAGUGCCUGCCACUCUGAAGCUGUAUCCCCGGACCUCAUGGCAUUGCUCUGCACUUGGUCUCAAACAUUAGCAGAGACGGCCACUCUUCACACACUCUUCACAACAGGACUUUCUGAACCAGCUUUCAUUCUCUUAAAUGUGGCUACUUUUUGUGGCUACUCACUGUGAGCAAGGGACAGCCCCACUAGUUCCUCUUCUUCUGAGCCAGACCUUCCUCAAAGGGACCAAUUAAUUUUAGAACUCAUUUGAAGCUCACCUGGCAGUGGGGCUCAGGGUGAAGUUCUGUUUCUACCCUGAUGGUUCUGGUUCCUGGAGUUUCAGACCAAGUCCAACCUGCUAAUUAUGAAGUAGAGAUAAAGAUCUUGAAAUAUACUUAAUUGUAACCAGCUUUAUCAACCUAUCUUUGUAAUAAUUUAGCAAUAAAAAUGACUGUUUUAUCUCUUUCUG
Messenger RNA from Microtus oregoni (creeping vole), 2976 nucleotides. RefSeq names its product adaptor protein, phosphotyrosine interacting with PH domain and leucine zipper 2 (gene Appl2). The record is from RefSeq and is a predicted model, not a curated record. The transcript is spliced from 21 exons. Gene Ontology annotation, biological process: signaling. NCBI's taxonomy places the organism in Eukaryota, Metazoa, Chordata, Mammalia, Rodentia, Cricetidae. Gene Ontology annotation, molecular function: protein binding. The coding region runs from base 122 to 2110 and encodes 662 amino acids. Gene Ontology annotation, cellular component: endosome membrane; cytoplasm.